AUGGCCUUCCGUCUUCGUCAUGUGGCGCACCUUCCCACGAUGCCGCCGCUAAGUCUGGGAAGUUCCGGCCUGGUGGUGCUGCCGUCACUGCCAUGUGGUGCAGAGGAGGUAGCUUCCGCCAGCUCUAGUGGCCCUGAUACAACGCUGGUAGUGCUGCUGUUGGUGGCGGCAUUGCUGUGGUUCACGAUGCUCAGCAGCAUCGCUCUGCAGUUGGGCGGUGCUGAACCUGGCGUGGAAUCCACCUAUUGGUGGAUGGAUGAGUCCAAGAUGUCGCAGGUGCCGAAGCCGCUUAAGAAAGGAGAUCAUUCACGAGCUCGAUCUUUGGACUGA
This is a messenger RNA of Cladocopium goreaui, 330 nucleotides long. The record is from the annotation of a GenBank genome assembly. NCBI's taxonomy places the organism in Eukaryota, Dinophyceae, Suessiales, Symbiodiniaceae.